Suncus etruscus (white-toothed pygmy shrew) is the source of this 1346-nucleotide messenger RNA. It is a transcript of the gene FBLL1, whose product is annotated as fibrillarin like 1. Bases 1 to 1281 code for a protein of 426 amino acids. Gene Ontology annotation, molecular function: histone H2AQ104 methyltransferase activity; rRNA methyltransferase activity; RNA binding. The transcript has a single exon. Gene Ontology annotation, cellular component: Cajal body; box C/D methylation guide snoRNP complex; nucleolus. Gene Ontology annotation, biological process: box C/D sno(s)RNA 3'-end processing; rRNA methylation. Lineage: Eukaryota; Metazoa; Chordata; Mammalia; Eulipotyphla; Soricidae. The record is from RefSeq and is a predicted model, not a curated record.
AUGAAAUCAGCCGUGAGCCUGAGUCGCCGAGUGAGAUCGCGAAGCAGCCGGAGCAGCAGCCGGAGCGGACGGCGGCGGCAUGGCAGUCAGGGACGCAGAGACGCCAGCGGCGGCCGCUCGGGGAGCAGCCAGAGGCGCGGCCCGGGGAGCAGCAGCCAGGGCCAGGCGCGCAGCCCCAGCGCCCAGAGGCGCCGCUCGGGGAGCCAGAGCCGGCGCUCGGGUGGCAGCAGCGGGCAGAGGCGGGCCGGCAGCCAGAGCCGCCGCAGCAGCGCGGGGCGCUCGGGGCGCUCCGGGAGCCAGGGGCGCAGCAGCGCGCGGAGCCAGGGCCGGCGCGCGGGGAGCCAGAGCCGUGCGCACGGGCAUCAGGUUCCUCCGGGGCAGCGCGCGGGGCGCGCGGGGGCGCGGACACGCGGGUUCGGCUUCGGCUUCGGCUUCGGCUUCGGAGGGCGCCGCGGGAGCGACCCCCGGACCCGCGGCGGCGGCGGGCAACGGCGCGGCGGCGUGGCCAAGGGCAAGGGCCGCCACCGCCGGGCGCGCAACGCCCUGAGCACCGUGGAGCCGCACCGGCACGAAGGCGUCUUCAUCUACCGCGGCAGUGCCGAAGCCCUGGUCACGCUGAACCUGGUGCCGGGCCAGUCGGUGUACGGCGAGCGGCGUGUGACGGUGCGCCAGGGCGCCCUGGGCAGCGUGGAGUACCGCCUGUGGGACCCGUUCCGCUCCAAGCUGGCCGCGGCCAUCCUGGGUGGCGUGGCGCGCAUCCACAUCAAGCCGCGCGCCAAGGUGCUGUACCUGGGCGCCGCGUCGGGCACCACCGUGUCGCACGUGUCGGACAUCAUCGGGCCCGAGGGCCUGGUGUACGCCGUGGAGUUCUCGCGCCGCACGGGCCGCGACCUGGUGCAUGUGGCCAGCCGGCGCGCCAACAUCGUGCCCGUGCUGGAGGACGCGCGCCACCCGCUCAAGUACCGCAUGCUCAUCGGCAUGGUGGACGUGCUCUUCGCCGACGUGGCGCAGCCCGACCAGUCGCGCAUCGUGGCCCUCAACGCGCACUCCUUCCUGCGCAACGGCGGCCACUUCCUCAUGUCCAUCAAGGCCAACUGCAUCGACUCGGCCGCCGCUCCCGAGGCCGUCUUCGCCGCCGAGGUGCGCAAGCUGCAGCGCGAGAACCUGCGGCCACAGGAGCAGCUCACGCUCGAGCCCUACGAGCGGGACCACGCCGUGGUCAUCGGGGUCUAUCGGCCCACCCCGCCCAGCCCCAGCCCCAGCCCGAGUAGCAGCGACUAGACUCCCAGCGCCGAACCCCAGCCCCCCGAAACCCCGCACACGGGUUCUCUCCCUAUCCCCAAAGA